CAACAUAUUGUAAAUACUGAACCUUUGGAUUCUAUCGGCGCAUUUUAGAUGCACCGAUGCAAUUGUGCAUUUACGCUAGAGACAAAUUUCAAGAUGUUUGAAUUCCAAAUCCCUGUGUCCCGAGACGACCUGCUAACCAAAACAAGUGUGAACCAAUACUCCGUGGAGGAGAUUCUGACACACAGACUAGUUCAAGGAGCUCUUCAAGAUUUUAAAUAUGCCAUCCGGUCCAACUCUUUUGCUGUCAUCGAUAAUUUUGACUCACUCUUCAGCAUCUUGUGUCUACAGAGGGAUCUUGAUGCUGCAGUGAAGGAGGAAACAUGGGACUGCUUGUUGAAAGCUACCCGUGGUGUAGCAAGUCAGGUGUCCAGUGUGGUGGAAGAGACCGGUAUUGACCCCGACACCCGUGCCCGCAACCUGAAUCUGGUCAAAAUGACUGUCUACCUCCUGUGUCAGUUCAUUGAGAUGUUUGAGACUGACUUCCACAAAGCUAAUGCUGUACAGAUCAACGUCACCAAGGGUCGAAAGUCCCAGAAGAAGCGUGUGGAUUCAGGAAUUGACUGGGAGCGUGAGCGAGAGAUGGGGGUACACGCCCUACUUCAGAUCAUACAGCUCAAUCUCCCAAAGCUCUGGGACCCACCCAUCCCAGAGGAGGAGUUCGUAAGUUUAGUGAGUAACACAUGCUACAAACUGCUGGAGAAUCCUGGAAUAUCCAAGGUGAAGGACACAAGGGAAACAAUUUCUCACAUUCUUGGCUGCCUGGUGAAGAGAUAUAACCAUGGUCUCGGAGCCAGUCUGAAAGUGAUCCAGCUGCUCCAGCAUUUCGAACACCUGGUCUCACCAUUGUCACUCACAGUGGAGAUGUUUGUCAACCAUUAUGGACUCCCUGGGAAAGAAAUCGGCCGCAUAGAUGCCCAGGACCUGAGCCGUGACACGUCUGGGACGAGGGCGUACUCGCUGUUCCUGGUGGAGUUGGCAGAGCGUGUGCCAGCAGUGAUGUUGCCGAACAUCAGUGUAUUGCUGUGUCACCUGGAUGGAGAUUCCUACUCGAUGCGGAAUGGAGUGUUGGGUGUGCUGGGUGAGAUUCUGCGGCGUGUGUUGUCAAAGGACGGCCUGGACGAUAACAUGAAGAAGGCCAGAGAUGGCUUCUUUGAUAAACUGGAGGAACAUAUUCAUGAUGUUCAUGCAUUUGUCAGAAGUAAAGUUCUGCAGAUCUGGUUGACAAUAGUCAAUGAAAAGUGUUUACCACUGCCACGCCAAGAGCACCUGGUUGCCAAGGUGAUUGGUCGGCUCCAAGACAAGUCCAGCCAGGUUCGGAGGUACGCCAUCCAGCUGAUGACAGCCUUACUCAAGUGUAACCCCUUUGCUGCCAAGUUGCCGAUGGAGAAGUUGGAGUUGAACCAUCAGAAGGAAGUGGAGAAGCUGGCGGCCAUGAAGCCAGCAGAGCAUCUCCCACAGCCCAUCCCUGAUGACGUGCUGCAAGGCUUUGAGAGAGAGUGGUUGGCUGUUGAGGAGAAACUGCUUGCUGCCCUGGAUGAAGACAACAGCCAAGAGGACACACAGGACGAGGACAGCCAGGAGGACAUCAGUCAGGAAGACAUCACUGUUGCAAGUCAGCUGACAAGGAUCUACCACCUGUUGCUGGAAGGUCGGUACCUGUCCGCUGUGAAGGUCCUGUCGGCCACACAGCAGCAGUGGCCUGACCUUGCACCAAGGGGACACAACCAGGAGGGCGAUCAGACAACACAGACUGAUGAGGAUGGAGAGACAAGUCAGAGCGAAGAUGAUCAACAGAAAGAAGAGAAAGAUGGACAGGAAGAUGGUCACAGUGUCGACAAGCAUGAGGUAGAUCCUGUGUCGGAAACUGUCACGCAGCUGAAGGAGAUCUUCCUAGGCAACAAGAAGCUGGCCCACGUGUCUGCUACCCCUGUUGAGGGUGAGGGAGAUGCUGCCAGCGAGGUGUGCAAGCAGCAGGUGCUUGUCCAGUACCUCAAGGACUCUCUGACCUUCGCCAAACAAGUUCAGACGUCUGUCCCCACCAUCUGCCAACUCCUGGGGUCUAAGAACACGUCUGAUGUAUUUGAGGCCAUUGAGUUCUUCGUGACAGGGUUUGAGUUUGGUGUGACGGCCACCAUGUUGGGGAUCAGGCGGAUGUUGACGCUGGUGUGGUCGAAGGAGUCCGGGGUGAAAGAGGCGGUAGUGGCGGCGUACAAGAGACUGUACCUUAGUCCCCAGGGCGGGAACCAGAGGUCGAAAGCCCUGGCCAUCGUGACGAAUCUAACAGCCCUCACCAUCGGAGCAACAUUGGGUGACCUGACAUCACUGGAAGGGCUGGUUGUUGAGUUCAUCAAGAGCGGGGAGAUUGGGCCACCAGUGAUACAGAUGCUGUGGGAGAGGUUCACGUUGAAGGUGCCGAACACGACGGCAUCAGACAGCCGUGCAGCGUUGCUGCUGCUCUCAAUGGCAGCUGGGUAUGACAACUUCAGUUUUUUACCUACGAGAUAUAUCCCCAGUCGGAGAUUCAACCAGCGGGCGGAGAUGGAAAUGGUGAAGAGUAACAUUGAGGUACUGAUCAAGGAAGGUUUGGGACCACGAGCUGAGGAUGACUUCCUGCUGGCCCAGAACGCCUGUCGUGCUCUCGUCAAACUGGGGUCUGUCAAGAAGAAUCGAGGAGAAACGGCAGCUGAGCCAUUCCGCCUACCACAGUCACAUGAGCUGUUCUCCAGACUGUCUCACCUGCUGGUGUCUGAGCAGACAACCUCACUGGAUUCCACUAUGCGAGUUGUCUGUGAAUCGCCAUCUACAAGCUGUCUGGAAUAUCCCUACUCUGUGGUGUGUGGGAGAGACAUCCUCAAGGGUUGGACUGAUCAGAAAACCAGGCACCUCUGUCUGCUCCUGUGUCUGGCGGGACACGUGGCCCUCAAGCAGCUGGUGCACCUAGAUGUGAGCGUGUUCGGGGAGGUGAAGCGACGGCUUGCUGUGCAGGAGGAACGCAAUAACAGGAAGUCCUCGGGGAAGAAGAACGAUGCAUCACUCUCGAAGACAAAGGACAGUGUGAUGACAGAGCAAGAGACAAUGGAGGAUGAGAUGGGGUUGGCUGGUGCGGCAGCCCGGAGGAUGCAGAGAGUGAAUACAUUCGCCAGCAUCUGUGAGAUGGAGAUUGUCACUGGAGCAGGCCUGCUGUCUGAGUUUGAGCCCCUGCUGGUGGCGGUGUGCAGUUCCCCAGGCAAGUACCCCGAUCUGCAGCUGCAGACUGCUGCAUCACUCGCACUUGCAAAGUUUAUGACAGUCAGCUCAGAGUUCUGUGAAAACCACCUGCAGCUCAUGUUUACAAUCCUGGAGAAAUCCCAGAGCCCAAUCAUCCGUGCCAACACAAUCAUUGCCCUUGGCGACCUGGCGUUCCGCUUCCCGAAUCUCAUUGAACCCUGGACGCCUCACCUCUACGGCAGACUGCGUGAUGAGUCGUCACAGGUGCGGAAGAAUACAUUGCAAGUUCUCACCCAUCUCAUCCUUAAUGACAUGGUGAAAGUCAAAGGUCAGAUCAGUGAACUGGCGUCAUGUAUUGUUGAUCAUGAUGAGCGAAUUGCCAACCUCGCCAAACUCUUCUUCCUGGAACUGUCUAAGAAGGGUAAUGCUGUAUACAAUGUCAUGCCUGAUAUAAUCAGCCGCCUCUCGGACCCCGACAUCGGCGUGGAUGAAGAGAACUUCAACACAAUCAUGAAGUACUUGUUUGCGUUCAUCCAGAAGGACAAGCAGUGUGAGAGUCUGGUGGAGAAGAUAUGUCAUCGAUUCAGAGCUACACGUGUGGAGCGACAGUCAAGAGACCUGUCCUUCUGUUUGUCUAUGCUGUCCUACAAUGAAAAGAGUAUACGCAAACUUCAGGAGAACUUCUCCUGCUACUCCGACAAGCUGUCUGAUGAUGCUGUGUACAACUGCUUCCUCACCAUCAUCAACAAGGCAAGGACCUUUCAGAAACAAGAGGCCAAGACCAUUGUUGAUGAAAUUGAGGAACGAAUAGAACGGUGUCGCAACAAGGGGUUAGAGGAAGAUGAGAUCGCUCACAAAGCAAGCAAAGCAUCAGGGGCUGCUGCUUCACAGAAGUCGAAACACAAGACACCUGCCAAAACACCAGGGCGACGGCGACGCAACACAGGGAAGGAAAAUCGUGAGUUUGAUGAUAGCCCAACACCACAAAAACGACAACUGAAGAAAAAAACGAAGGGAAAACCAAAACUGUCAUUCAGUUCUGAUGAAGAGAGUGAUGUGGAGCUGUUCAGUGUGAAAGAUGGUGGCGAUGGGUCGGAGGCAGAGGAUGACAUUGAUGACACGUUCUCCGCUAAGAGUCCGGUGAACAAGCGCAGCAAGGGUGGAAAAGUGAAGCUGACGCCUCGACAGAGAGGAAUGAGAGUACUGAACACAUCGGAAUAGCCUACUGACUUGCUCUGUAUUGUUAAUAUAUCCCACUCAUGAAACACCACAGAUCCUUUAUCUACUCUGUCCUCUCUAUUGUCUGUUUUCUCCACACUUCUCUACACACCACAGAAUGAUGUGGUUCUGUUCAUAGUAGCCAGGGUAGGAAAACAAACCAUUCCUGAGCUCAAACAUGUUCAGAAGAAAUAUCAUAGUUUAGUAUGCAACUGAACUGAAGGACUAUGUUUUUAGAUGCCAAUCUGCUCAGAAAUACUAUAACACUCUCAGGCUUUUUGUUAAGAACACAAGUUCCACAAAGGGUAUGAUUUAUUCCAAUUAGAAGCACAGCAGGUUUUCUGCAGUGAAAUCUUUAAUCCAAUUACUUCCAAUCUCUGGAAUACUGUAUUCACUAAAAUAAGCACCCACUGACCAAGUUUUUGACAGACUUGUAAAACAUGGCAGUUUGUAUUUUUUUGUGUACAAUGUACAUUCAGCUCAAUUUUUUGGCAAAUGUUUUAGUUUCAUCUUUACCAUUAUUAGGCCAGACCAAUUUUAUUUCUUGUUUUAUGGAUUUUUGUCCUCCGAAAACCUAAAGGCCCUAUAAGAACAUAAGGAUUUUAUUUUUUGAGCAGGGAAAUUUAAAAAAAAAUUUUUUUCUUAUUCUUAAAAAAAUAUGACCAGCGGAUCCGUAAAACAAGAAAUAAAUUUGGUCUGGCCUCAGAUAUAUUUUUAUCAGGAUCCCUCCUUGUCAUGUUAGUCGAAUCCCGGGGUCCCUAUUAACAGGAAUGUGGUUAUGUCCAUUUCAAUACUGGCAGGUAUCACCAGCUGUGGAGACAAGCAGUUUAUCUGCGUGUUGACAAAAAUGUUGUUAAUGAAAAAUUCAUUUCUGUUUCAAAAUAGUUAAUGUCACUUAUUAUUUUUCAUUAUUUUUAUUCAAGAUGUCCAUUCACCAAAUUUAGUGGUUUAACUGCAUAAACAAAUGUGGCUUCUUCGUGAUCAAAAACAUUGUUGUGGACUUUGCUUCUGAAGCUGAUAACUCCAGCUUCCAUUGUUGCCUCUGUGUUACAUGAUUAAAUAACCAUUACCAUUCA
This is a messenger RNA of Haliotis rubra (blacklip abalone), 5501 nucleotides long. RefSeq names its product condensin complex subunit 1-like. The record is from RefSeq and is a predicted model, not a curated record. Gene Ontology annotation, cellular component: nucleus; condensed chromosome, centromeric region. Lineage: Eukaryota; Metazoa; Mollusca; Gastropoda; Lepetellida; Haliotidae. Gene Ontology annotation, molecular function: histone binding. Gene Ontology annotation, biological process: meiotic chromosome condensation; mitotic chromosome condensation; mitotic cell cycle.